GCGCGGAGGACGCCCCUCCCGGCGCGGGGACCCGGCGCUACGCGCGGCGCGCGAGAGCCGGUGGGCCUCAGUCCUCUGCACUGGCGGUGGGGUCCCGGGCCGGGCAGGUGUGCGGCCAUGGCGUCCUCGGAGCCCGGCGACGUGCUGAUCCUCGGCAGUGGACUCAUUGGGCGAAGCUGGGCUAUGUUGUUUGCCAGUGGAGGCUUCAAGGUGAAACUCUAUGAUAUUGAGCAACAGCAGGUAACAAAUGCCUUGGAAACCAUCAGGAAAGAGAUGAAGAUUCUGGAGCAGUCAGGUUCUCUGAGAGGCUCCCUGAGUUCUGAAGAACAGCUGUCACUCAUCAGUGGUUGUUCAAAUAUUCAAGCGGCAGUAGAGGGCGCUGGGCACAUUCAGGAAUGUGUUCCAGAAAACCUAGAGCUGAAGAAGAAGAUUUUUGCUCAGUUAGAUCAAAUUGUCGACGAUAAAGUUGUCUUAAGCAGCUCCACCUCUUGCCUCCUGCCUUCUAAGCUGUUUGCUGGCCUGGCGCACGUGAAGCAGUGCCUUGUUGUCCAUCCGGUAAACCCACCGUACUACGUGCCAUUGGUUGAGCUGGUCCCACACCCGGAGACGGCUCCUGCGACAAUGGACAGAACCUACGCCCUGAUGCAGAAGAUUGGACAGUCCCCAGUCAGAAUCAUGAAGGAGAUUGAAGGCUUUGCCCUGAAUCGCCUUCAGUAUGCCAUCAUCGGUGAGGCCUGGCGGCUCGUGGAGGAAGGAAUAGUUUCUCCGAGUGACCUUGACCUUGUCAUGUCAGAUGGCCUGGGCAUGCGGUAUGCAUUCAUCGGACCCUUAGAAACUAUGCAUCUCAAUGCAGAAGGUAUGUUAAACUACUGUGACAGAUACAGGGAAGGCAUGAAACGUGUCCUGAAGACUUUUGGGCCCAUUCCAGACUUUUCCAGGGCCACCACUGAAAAAGUUAACCAGGCCAUGUGUGUGAAUGUUCCUGAUGACCCAGAGCACUUAGGCGCCAGAAGGCAGUGGAGGGACGAGUGUCUCCUGAGACUGGCCAAGUUGAAGAGGCAGAUGCAGUCCCAGUAAAGCUUCCUGCUGAGCUCCCAUCCUUCGUUAUUGGGAGUCCUCGUUGGGAGAAUCACAAGCACUUAAUUGAACCUGGAGGCCAGGUGGUCUUCAUGCAGAUUCAAUGGUGGGGCCACAGCGGUGGGGCUGAGAGGUCCUCUGAUCACUCCCUGGCCUUGGGUGUCACAGCUGCACUGGAAUCUGAGGGCUGUUGGCUCCCUGCAACUUGGGCAAGCAAGAGAACAAAUCGUCUGAAGAUUUUCACCUUUUAUUUUUAGAGAUUCCAUACAGCGGCAUUUUAUAGCCAAUGAUUGUGGUUUCAAGUUUAUUUUAAUCUGUAGCAAAGUUUUGUAAUGAUUUUCUAAUCUCUUUCUGAGUACUCUGUGGCCCUGCAUUAUGAGGCACCUACCUUCAUUUUGCUAAUGCUUAUUCUGAAUAAAAGUCUUUCCUUGCAUAAA
Molecule: messenger RNA, 1514 nt
Organism: Canis lupus familiaris (dog)
Lineage: Eukaryota; Metazoa; Chordata; Mammalia; Carnivora; Canidae
Gene: CRYL1
Product: crystallin lambda 1
Exons: 8
Coding region: 118-1077 (319 amino acids)
Biological process (GO): fatty acid metabolic process
Molecular function (GO): L-gulonate 3-dehydrogenase activity; NAD+ binding
Source: RefSeq, a predicted model, not a curated record